Hibiscus syriacus is the source of this 1554-nucleotide messenger RNA. RefSeq lists its product as uncharacterized. NCBI's taxonomy places the organism in Eukaryota, Viridiplantae, Streptophyta, Magnoliopsida, Malvales, Malvaceae. Bases 304 to 789 code for a protein of 161 amino acids. The record is from RefSeq and is a predicted model, not a curated record. The transcript is spliced from 4 exons.
UCCUCUCUCCUUUAUUUUCGAUCUCUCUUCAUCCCCGCUCAGCAUCCAAAACCUCUUCCUUUUAUCUCAUUUUCCCUCUUUCAUUGUUGUUUCUGUUUGCCUAGUUGUCUAGUUGUUCAAUUAAUAAAUUUUGUUACUACCAUUGUUAUCUUCUAUGCUUUCUGCUUCUGUUUUCAAACUCUCAGAGCUCGUGUGACUACCAAGGUUGAAGAAAAUAAAUGGAAGUUGUCGGGGUUCUUCGAUAAGGAAGUUUACGAUAUCCUCAACAGAGUCGCCACCGCCACCGAAAACCCUUCCUCGAUCAUGGCUCCAGAUUUGGCUUCGGCUUUGACUCCUACUCUCGCGGUGCAGGACGUGGUGGAGUAUACCGAGACUGUUUUUGAUAGUGGAAGGAGCGCGGUAGCUGAGGACGGGCUGUUUUCGGACUUCGAACAGGACGACGGUGGGGGGAGCUUGGAAAAGGUGGAGCCCGCACUUGACGCCGACACUGAAAAGGCUUUUCCAGCUCCUAUCCCUCUAUUAGGGCAUGUGGAUGGAAAGCCGAGUGAUGCCCAUUUCUAUCAUCCCAAAGGUGUAACCAUGGAUGAUAAGGGAAAUGUAUACGUUGUUGAUAUCAUGAAUCUUGCUAUUAGAAAGAUAAGAGAUGCAGGUGUCACAACUAUUGCUGGAGGAAAGUUGAAUGUUUCAGGAUAUAGGGAUGGGCCUAGUGAGGAUGCAAAGUUCUCGAAUGAUUUUGGUGUGGUAUAUGUUCGACCGACUUGUUCCUUGUUACUUGUUAGUUAUCGAUAGAGGAAAUGUUGCUCUAUUUAUGAACUAGCUUAGAGUUGAUAUGUGCUCUAUUUAUGUCAACUACUAGUAACAUUAUCAUCUAAAUAACAGUUGCCAUUAUGAAAACUUAGGAAUUUUUCUUAUAAAUUUUGAUACGAAAAUAGUUUAUGCGGAAUGCAUAAGAAACAUAAUUUCGCUUUUCAGUCUUACCUGUGAAAUAAGGUCAUUCCAUUUCUUCAGAAAAAUGAAGUCCUAUUAUUUUAUUAAUAUGUAAAUUUUUGAAUGACUAUUAAGGCUGAUAUUAAAUACGCAGGAAAAAAAGUAUAAAAACAGUUUUAGAACUAAACUUUAUUCAAACAAAAAUGAAGGGAUUACUUUUUAUUAGUUAUUCUUUGGCUAAAUAUUCUUGAUGCUUGCUGCUUCAUUUCAGGUCUAGCAUCAGAGAUAGUGGCAUUGGAAUGAUCUGCAAUGUUUUCCCAAACACAUUGUCAAGACUCCUCCUUGCUCUUUGUCCCAACAUAACUUCAAGUGGAAUUCAGUUUUUCACGGCUCAACCACCUCUUCUUGAACUUAUGGAUUGUGGGAUGACAAUAUGCGAUCCUGAUUCUCAGAAUCCACCUUCUAUCAAAAUUCUGACAGUGAAGUUCCAAAUGUAUUGAACAAUAAAAUGCACCUUAUGUACCAAAAGCUUAUCAUCAAACACAACCGACUAAAUAAACUCAGCUUAUGGGGUUGUUCUGGCUUAGAUGUGAUCUCAUAUAGUCCUUAAUCUCGAGUAUGUUUCUA